Penicillium brasilianum is the source of this 1203-nucleotide messenger RNA. Lineage: Eukaryota; Fungi; Ascomycota; Eurotiomycetes; Eurotiales; Aspergillaceae. The record is from the annotation of a GenBank genome assembly.
AUGACAGUGACUACACCUCUGUAUGCGAUACUCAAUCGCCUUGGACAACUCGCAUUGCAAGAUGGCGCAAAGCCAUCACCACAAACCCACUUUGAGCUCCUUCAGAUGAUCGACCAACUUAAAUUGGCCAUCGAAACGCCGACGGAGACCGUGCUGCGGCUGAUCUAUCAGCCUCCCCAAAAUGCCGCCUUGCGCUGCGUCAUUGACAUGGGAAUCUUCCCUCUGUUGAUAGAGAAUCAACAUCUCGAGGGGGGAGUAUCGGCCACUCAACUAGCGGAGUACACGGGCGCCGAGCAAGACUUGAUCGUCCGCUUGAUGCGAGUCAUGGCCUCCCUAGGGCUAUGCAGCACCCCGGCGUCGGGGGUGUAUCGGGCCAACGAUAAAACGGUGGCGUUGACGCAACCAAUUGGCCGAGAUGGAAUACCCUGCAUAUAUGACCUGACGGUUCCCACAUUGGGCAAACUGCCCGAAUAUCUGCGCGCUCACGACUAUGCCAAUCCACAGGAGUAUGCUCGCUCACCCAUGCAUUGGGCAGUAGGUCAGAGCCAGUUCGAGUGGCUGGCGAGUAACAAAGAUCAACAGACCUUGUUCAACUCGUACAUGGCGAGUCGCAGACAAGGCAAGCCCAUGUGGUUUGACGUCUACCCUGUGGAGAGGCUGUUAGGACAUGCAGUUCCCUGCGAGGACACGGUCUUCUUGGUGGAUGUUGGUGGCAAUCAAGGCCACGACCUGAGCAAGUUUCGUCAGCGAUACCCCCAUCUCCCUGGUAAGCUGGUAUUGCAGGAUUUACCCAAAGUGGUCAAGGGCGUGUCCGGUCGUGAAGCACGCAUCGACGUCAUGGCAUACAGCUUCCUAGAUGCCCAGCCCAUUCGUGGCGCUCGGGUAUAUUAUUUCCGUUCGAUUUUCCACGACUGGCCCGACCAUAUUUGCCAGCAGAUCUUGCGUAAUACCAUGUCAGCCAUGGCGGCGGACUACUCGCGCAUUCUCAUCGUGGAUUUUGUGUUGUCGGACACGAAUGCCCCCUUACUACAGGCUUCUUUGGACAUUCAGAUGAUGAGCAUCGGUGCUGGUGUGGAACGAUCAAAGACUCAAUGGAGAGACUUGCUUCAUAGUGUAGGUCUGGAGAUUUCUGGAAUUUGGAAUCAAAGCCCUGGCAUGGAGUCCGUGAUCGAGGCGAUUCCCAUGCCUAGGAAGUGCGAUUAA